AUGCCACCUCGCGCCGGUUUCGCGCUGCUGGCGGUCUUUGGAGCCUCUUGCCUCUCCGUCGCGCAGGAGCCGUGCGGCGACUCCAACUCUGCGUGUGGCUCGUGGGCCGACGCCGGUGAGUGCGGCAAGAAUGUCGGCUUCAUGAAGGCCGAGUGCGCUGAGUCGUGUGGCUUCUGCACGCCGCCUCCUAUGCUGACGGCCGCUGACGAUCCGCUCCUCGGGCCCGAGCGCGUGGUCCUGAGCAUACACUAUGGCGAAAAGGUACCCCAGCGAAGCGGCCGGACUUCCGGUGAAGCCGCCACCCAGGUCUCGAGCUUCAGCUGGCGAACCAUCAUGCCGCUCUCGGCACCGCAGCAGCGCGAGCGCCGCGCCGCGCAGCGCGCUGCCGAGGCUCAGGACGCGGCUCGCGGGCAGCGCAACCGCCCGGCGCCGAGCCGGUGCUAG
Messenger RNA from Emiliania huxleyi CCMP1516, 444 nucleotides. RefSeq lists its product as hypothetical. Bases 1 to 444 code for a protein of 147 amino acids. The transcript has 2 exons. Lineage: Eukaryota; Haptophyta; Isochrysidales; Noelaerhabdaceae. The record is from RefSeq and is a predicted model, not a curated record.